Messenger RNA from Pisolithus orientalis, 1741 nucleotides. RefSeq names its product MFS general substrate transporter. Gene Ontology annotation, cellular component: fungal-type vacuole membrane. NCBI's taxonomy places the organism in Eukaryota, Fungi, Basidiomycota, Agaricomycetes, Boletales, Pisolithaceae. The transcript has 14 exons. Gene Ontology annotation, molecular function: transmembrane transporter activity. The record is from RefSeq and is a predicted model, not a curated record. The coding region runs from base 235 to 1572 and encodes 445 amino acids. Gene Ontology annotation, biological process: transmembrane transport.
UUCUGCCAGGUGUGGUGGCUCCCUAUACAUAGCUAAAAGGUAACCUCCGAGGAGCCGGACGACCAUGACCGUGAGCAUCACGGCACAUGCAUUCAAGAAUCAGCACUGCUGGGAAAUGUGUCGCUCCUAUAAAUUCGCCUGGCGAAGAUAUGGUAGUGUCCAUUCUAGCAGCUACCCUCCGUUGCUUUCCUCUCUCGACACGCCGUUGGUGGAUAUAGUUGAGCAGACGAAAUAAUGUUACAUGAGAAGACCACCAGUUCUCCGGACGUUCAGCCUGGUUUGUCCCCUCCAAGGUCCGAUACUAUUACGGGAGAUCAGGAGCUGCAUGUGAGAUCAUCUCAAGGCAUUACUGACAAGUAUGCCAAAUAUGUUGGUGGGACCCCUGAUGGAGGGCUCAAGGCCUGGUCGGUUAUUGUGGCGUCGAUGCUGACGACGUUUUGCAGUUUGGGGUAUGUCAAUAGUACGUGGGGUAUCUUUCAAGAUUAUUAUGAGCAUGUUCUUCUACCCGACGAAAGUCCAUCUACUAUAGCAUGGAUAGGAUCAGUACAGAUCGCAUUCAUCUUUCUUCCUGGGCUCAUAACAGGACGAUUGUUCGACUUGGGUCAUUUUAAGAUUCCAUAUUUCGCCGCUAGUUGUGGGCUUAUAGUGUGCACGUUCCUCACAGCAGAAUGCAAGCAUUAUUGGCAAUUUUUCCUCGUACAGGGCUUCUUCACGGGCUUGUUCAGUGGGAUUAUCUACGCGCCAGCCGUUAGCGUCGUAUCUCAUUGGUUUUCCAAGAAAAAAGGGAUGGCCCUUGGCAUUGUGUCCAUCGGCUCUUCGCUCGGGGGAAUAUUGUUCCCCAUCACAGGCCAAAACCUUCUACCCCUUGUAGGGUUCAAGUGGACCGUUCGCACAUUCGGACUUAUGAUGCUCGUCGCCCUCGGGAUUGCCAAUCUUACUAUAGAUAGACGACUGCCCCCUGCAAACGUCCAGGAUGGACUCCUCAACUUGACCGCAUUUCGAAACCCAGCAUAUACCAUCUACUGUAUUUCUGGGAUGGCUUGUUUCCUCGGACUAUAUACCGCAUUGACUUAUUUAUCCCUCAGUGCUGCGGCGGUGGGCGUAUCGACCAACUUUUCAUUCUACCUGGUGGCAAUUGCGAAUGCAGCAUCUGGAUUUGGGCGAUUAUCGGCCGGCCUUCUUGCUGAUCAGAUCGGUCCUCUCAAUGCCAUGAUACCAUUUACAAGUCUUGCCGGUAUUCUCACAUUCUCUUGGCCAUAUGCUUCGAGCCAAAGGGAGCUGAUUGCAAUAUCGCUGAUAUACGGGUUCGCUUCUGGAACAUAUGUCUCCCUCUUCGUCGCUCCCCCUAUGGCAAUGGGCGAUGUGGGCGACGUGGGACGACGGAUGGGGAUGUUUAUGACUAUUGCAGCACUCGGUAUGUUGGCAGGGCCGCCGAUUUCGGGCGCGAUCAUUGCUCGGACCGGGGGGUUCAAAGAUCCAGGGUUCUACGCAGGCGGCAUUGUCAUGUUUUCAGUUCUGUUGCUCUUCGUGGUGCGAUAUCUCCACCUUGGACAGUUGUGCGGGAAGUGUUAGUGUCCUAUGAGCGUCGCAACUUGCAGCGCUCGACGAAUGUACACGAAGCAAGGCCUCCAGGCCGAUUUGUUGCAAAGAUUAACUGACUGCGUCUAACAAUACUUAAUCUUAUGGCUCGAGUGCCAUCGUGCUUGAAUCUGAGCGCUUGAGCUCCCAUAGCUAAUGCAUG